AUGUCUGAAAUUUUCAGUUUCUUUACGGUCCAAAAUCGCAACAGCAACUUCUUGGACUCUGUUUUAGCUUUGAUCGUCGUGUCCACUCUUUUUUGGUAUAUAUGGCUUUACGCCAAAUCCAAAAGACGGUUUCCACCGUUACCGCCGGGUCACCGAGGUCUUCCCAUCGUCGGAAACCUCCCAUUCCUCCAUCCGGAGCUUCACACUUACUUUCACAAACUUGCUCAAAAGUACGGCCCCGUUUUCAAACUCUGGCUCGACACCAGACUAAACAUUGUGAUCACUUCUUUCAAAGCCACGCGCGAGAUUCUAAGAACUAAUGACGUCAUCUUUGCGAACGUGAAUGUGGCAGGUUCGCUCAGCACGUAUGGUGGCGUAGAUAUCGUCUGGUCACCAUACGGACAGGAAUGGCGAAUGCUGAAAAAAAUUUGCAUUAACAAAAUGUUAAGAAGCGCCACGCUGGAUUCAAAUUCUUUUCAUUCACUUCACUGUCUCGAAACCAGGCGAACGGUCCGCUAUUUGGCGGAUUGGGCUCGAGCUGGAUCGCGGGUUAACAUUGGGGAACAUAUAUUUGUGACCAUAUUGAAUGUUAUGACUCAAAUGUUGUGGGGAGCAACGGUUGCUGAUUCAAAGAUGACAGUACACACCAAAGCUCCUAAAUUUGGGUGA
Camelina sativa (false flax) is the source of this 669-nucleotide messenger RNA. The record is from RefSeq and is a predicted model, not a curated record. NCBI's taxonomy places the organism in Eukaryota, Viridiplantae, Streptophyta, Magnoliopsida, Brassicales, Brassicaceae.